AUGGCGCUCCCCAGCUGCUCUCGUUGGCGCCUGCGACAAGGUUACUUCCUGUACCUCUUCUACGUCAUCGGUAUCCUCAGCACGUUUUGCAUCGUUGCCAUCUGGUAUGGCGUCAAUUCCGAUCGCGACUACAUCCAUCCCCUCUUGACUCAACUCAUCCCCGCCGGCCACUGCGCGUGCCAAACCUCGACCACCUUCCAAUGCUCCAGCUGUCUCUCCUGCUCGCAGCCCACGGCACUACCUCAACCCCCGUCAUCCCUCUGGGAAUUCCAAGUCGUUCGCGAUGGUAACAACGAAUCCCUGGAUCGCAACCAAUGCCAGGCCGCAUUCCCCGGCCUGUUCGAGGACACCGCCCGCGCCGUGAGAUACUGGCGAUCGCACGGCGCGCUGUCGACCGAGGAGUUGGACCUGAUUCGACUCGAAUGGGGCAUGGCACGGGCCUUCAUCCACCGCGGCGAAUUACAUGUGGUGGCCGCGCGUGCCAAAGCGGAGGAUCAUCGGCGCAAAAUCCUCGCCGUCCUGAGUUCCAUCCAUCGCGCGCUGGUCGCCGACGCCGAUCGUGCCACGCGCCCGGACAUCGAGUUCGUCUUCUCCGUUGAGGACAAGGUUGACGACGUCACCGACUCGGAGAACCCGGUCUGGGUGCUGGCGCGCUCCGCCUCCGAGGAGGCUGUUUGGCUGAUGCCUGACUUCGGCUACUGGGCGUGGGAGAAUAUCCAGAACUCGAUUGGACCGUUUGACCAGGUCGUGGAGCGCGUCAAGCGAGCCGACCUCUCGUGGCCCGAAAAGAAGCGCCAGCUGGUGUGGCGUGGAAAACCCAGUUUUGCCCCCAAGUUGCGUCGCGCCCUGAUGGAGGCGGCGCGGGAUAAGCCGUGGGGCGACGUCAAGCAGGUGGACUGGGACGACCGCACCAACAUCCUGCGUAUGGAAGAUCAUUGCCAAUAUAUGUUCAUAGCGCAUGUAGAAGGUCGCUCAUAUUCCGGUUCUCUCAAAUAUCGCCAAGCCUGCAACUCGGUUAUCGUGGCCCACAAACUGCAAUACAUUCAGCACCACCACUAUCUGCUCGUUCCCGACGGCCCCAACCAAAAUUACGUCGAAGUGGAGCGCGACUUUAGCGACUUGUCCGACAAGAUGAGUCCGCUCUUGAACGACUCCAGCCGGGCCGAACGCAUCGCCGCCAACAGCGUGCGCACCUUUCGCGACCGAUAUUUGACCAAGGCCGCCGAGGCCUGCUACUGGCGCAGCCUCUUCGACGGGUACUCCAGCGUCUGGAACAGCACCGUGCCCGUGUGGUCGGGGAUCUACCAACGCGAACGGGGGCUACGAUACGAGUCGUUCAUUCUGCUGGAUAGCCACAUGAUGUUCGAAUUUAAAGCCACGGGUGGUCACACACCUUGA
This is a messenger RNA of Aspergillus affinis, 1398 nucleotides long. RefSeq lists its product as uncharacterized. The coding region runs from base 1 to 1398 and encodes 465 amino acids. The record is from RefSeq and is a predicted model, not a curated record. Lineage: Eukaryota; Fungi; Ascomycota; Eurotiomycetes; Eurotiales; Aspergillaceae. The transcript has 2 exons.